AGCGUCUGUGUGGCGCACAUAUCUUCUCUACGUUGGAGGCUGUGGUCGCUGUGGUUGAACGUGGGUUGAACCGUUGAACCAGCACUACCACCACCGGUUGAACUUGCGUAAUUCCCUUUGUGGUAGUGAAUGAUAUUGAACUUGUGUUAUGAUUUUUUGAAUUUGUGGUUCGCCAACAAAGUGUUCAUUGCACGGUGCUGUGCGUGGUAACCGUGUGUGUGUGUGUGUGCGUGCGUGCGUGCAAACUCUGUGGCUGAACUGCACAGAUUCAAGGGUCCUCCGCAAGCUCAGCCGGAGUGACGUAAGCCAGGCACACGAAUGGAAGCGCAGCGCAGGUGAUUGUCUCCGAGGUCGUCUGCUUCGCAUUCGCACUGCAAUAUACUAAAUGAAAAGAUCUGACGAAUGAAAACACGCUGACCUUCGCUUACAAGUGUCUCUCCACGACCGCAGAUGCCAUCACUCCCACCCGGCAGUCGGACACCAACCACCAAGCUACAGUAAGGUUGAGAAGUUAAAGAUGUCCGAACGUGGUGGUAGGUGGCGUAACGCUGCAGACUUGGGUCCUCCUCCAAGAUGGCUCAACUGUCCUAGGAAAGGCAGUGUAAUAGCAGAAAAAUUUCUUCCCUUCAAGACACCCUUGAGCUCUGUGUACGACAGUCAGGUACCUGAGGCAAGCCGUUUCCCUCCUUCCAUGCUGGUGGCAGCCAUUGCUCGCUAUAAGCUGAAGAUGGGUCUUUGGAUAGACCUGACCAACACAAGCAGGUUCUAUGACAAAGAGGAUGUUGAAGCAGCAGGGAUCAAUUACUUGAAGCUACAGUGCCGAGGUCAUGGCGAAUGCCCAUCAGCAGAACAGACACAGACGUUCCUUCAGAUUUGUAGAAACUUCAUCUCCAAACACCCUCUUGAAAUAAUAGGUGUCCACUGCACACAUGGGUUCAACCGUACAGGAUUCCUGAUUGCAGCGUACCUGGUGGAGAACAUGUCCUGGAGUAUUGAAGCUGCAGUGAAGGCUAUAGCCAUGGCCCGCCCUCCAGGUAUUUAUAAAGCUGACUAUCUUCGGGAACUCUUCUCCCGCUAUGGAGAUGUUGCCGACACUGUUCCUGCACCACCCAGACCUGACUGGUGCAUAGAGGAAGAUUCAGUUGACCUGGAUGAUGAUGGCAAUCCACUGGAUAGUGGUCAGGACGAAGGUGGUGAGGGCCACACAAGAAGGCGGAAAGAGUUCCGCAAAAAGAAUCCAACAUUUAUGGAAGGAGUACCAGGGGUGACUCCUAUAGCAACACAACCAAAGCUUAUCCAGAUCCAAAGGAAAUGCCAGGAUAUGUGUCACUGGAAUAGUUCGGGUUUCCCUGGUAGCCAGCCUGUGUCCAUGGACAUAGAGAACCUGGACCUGCUGAGACAGAAGCCCUAUAAAGUGAGCUGGAAAGCUGAUGGCACCAGGUACAUGAUGCUGAUAGAUGGGGAAGGAGAGGUUUACUUUGUGGACCGAGACAACUGCGUCUUUCAAGUAGCUGGCCUUAUCUUUCCUAGGAGGAAGGAUCCAAUGGGCCACAUUCAAGACACUCUUGUGGAUGGGGAAAUGAUCAUUGACAAGGCCGAUGGUCAAGAUGUCCCUCGGUAUCUAAUUUACGACAUCAUAAGGUUUGAAGGCAAGGAGGUGGGAAAGACAGACUUUAAUGUCCGCUUGAUCUGCAUCUCGAAGGAGAUAUGUGAGCCGAGAAAGCAAGCAAUGCGAGAUGGACGUAUCGACCGAAACAACGAACCCUUUGGAGUACGCCAGAAGGAGUUUUGGGAUGUCACCUGUGCUGAAUCGCUCCUAGGUGAAAAAUUUUCUAGAAACAUGUCCCACGAAGUGGAUGGCCUUAUUUUCCAACCUGUGCCAGACGAGUACACCUGUGGUAGGACAAUGAGUGUGCUGAAGUGGAAACCUCCCCACCUGAAUUCAGUUGACUUCCGGCUAAAGAUAGUAAAAGAAUGUGGCCAAGGGCUGCUUCCAAAAACCUUGGGUCACCUCUAUGUUGGGUCCUAUGACAAGCCAAUUGCAAUCAUAAAGGUGACAAAACAAAUCAAGGCUUUAGACAAUAAGAUUAUAGAGUGCAAGUAUGAAAAUGACCAGUGGGUGCUGCUGAGAGAGCGAACAGACAAGUCCUUCCCAAACAGCUACAGCACAGCCAUGGGUGUUAUGAAAAGUAUUAAGCACCCUGUGACAAAGGAAAUCCUCUUAGGCUUCAUUCGUGAUCACCGAUGGCAGAACCCCCAGAAACGAAUGGUUUGUUUGGAUCGAGAUCUCAUGCCUCCUCCAAAGAUGGCUCGGUAGCAGGAUGACAUCAGUAUGCACAAAAGAACUUUGUGGUGUUACUUUGAUAUCCCAUGCAUCCACAGCUAAUGUAUAGCGUGGCAUUUUGGACUCAAUACCAUUGUUCCUUGAAUAAGCAUACUGUAGUGCGACUGGCACAGUAUUUGCCACUAAAUGUGGCUAACACUUUUUAUGUGCAUCAUGAUAUGAAUACCUUUGCAUUCACAUCGCUAUUCUUGGCAUGUGACAGACUUUGUCAAUGCUGUAGGGAAUUCUAAUGUGGUUCACUGCAGGGUUGCUGUGGGGGUGGUUAAUUCCCAGGUGUAUUCCCAGACAAAAGUUAUGUCAGGAGUAACGAACACAACAUGACAAAUAAACGGGUAAACAGCAUGUACCUUCAUAUCAACUCUGUCACACUGUGAGGUUAUCUUUGAUUUACAAUCAAGACAUUACCCUCAACUUGAGGAAAAGUUGACAUAAAUUCAACCCAACACAGUUCAGAUCUAGCAAACUGUUUUUUUUUUUUUCUUGGACAAUCAAAUAAUGUAAGUAUUUUGCAAAAAGCUGGUCAUAAAUUAAUGCAGAAUCUGAUGGCAGGCUGACACUAGUAAUGGUUGCUGCUUUCACAAGUAUGUAUGAAUCAUCAGCAACCCUAGACAGGCAGUGUAUUUGAUGAUAAUUUGGAAUGCAUCCUCUACAACUUUACGUGUUUUAAUAGUUAGGAGGACACUGAUACAUUCUUUACUGAGUUGCAAUGCUCUCUUUAAUGACCUCCUUGUUCCUCCUGCAUAAACAGCACCGCAAUACACAAAAUUGUUCCCUCAGGUGACAAAUUGCCCGGUGUGGUGAACCACACAUGCAUGCAGGUUUUAAACUUUUAAUCAUUGUUGAAAGGUGUGAGCUGUUGGAACCUGUUUCCUUUUUCUUUCCUUUCUUUUGCAUGCAUCCCUAACCAGACUUAGCCAUCAGUGCAAACUUUUUCUAACGUUGGUAGAAAGCACUCAGUGUUCCCAGUAUUUAUCUAAAUGUGAUGCAGCCCAGCUUUCAUCAUUCUUCCUUAUGUUGCAGAUGAUGCUAUAUAGAGAGAAAUCACUUGUUUCCAAAUAUGCACCAAGGUUUUUUGCUUUGUUCCUUCAUGAAUGCUAUCACCUGCUUUUUCACUGCUUUCAAUUAGGUUCUUUAGAUUUGCACUGUAAAGAACCGUAUUUAUGGAAAUGUAGUCAGGAUCCCUUAGCAAUCCAAAGUAAGCCUACAUGCCCACUUCAAUGAGGUUUGGUACGCUGUUAAUGAAACAUUUUUUUCAGAGUGCUUCAAACGGUUCAUCUAGCACAGAGUUUUUUGCGAGGUUUUGCACCCCAUUUACGAAGCCUUCACUUCAUCACAUUAGAUAUUAUUGCCAAAGUAGAAACGGUUGUGUGAGGCAGAAAAACACACCAAACAGACUCAAUUGCAAACGUCUUUCAUGUACCAUGUUUGUUUCUCAUUACUUCCGUAUGAUUCCAUGUUGUGUCCCAUAGUGCAGAUAUUGUAGGGGGCAAAAGUUUCAUUUGAUUGCGAUUAUUAUUACAUGCUGAGAUGUACAGUGAUGCUGAGAGGAUGAGUCACAGUUUCGUUGGCAUAGCAAAAUGCACAGUGCACUGUUUUAAUUUGCUUGGACUGGAGUAAUAAUGUGUUGCUGGAAUAAAUCUUGUAUGAUGCUUGG
This is a messenger RNA of Ornithodoros turicata, 3998 nucleotides long. RefSeq names its product mRNA-capping enzyme-like. The transcript is spliced from 21 exons. Lineage: Eukaryota; Metazoa; Arthropoda; Arachnida; Ixodida; Argasidae. Gene Ontology annotation, molecular function: mRNA guanylyltransferase activity; ATP binding; protein tyrosine/serine/threonine phosphatase activity. The record is from RefSeq and is a predicted model, not a curated record. Gene Ontology annotation, biological process: protein dephosphorylation; 7-methylguanosine mRNA capping. The coding region runs from base 518 to 2317 and encodes 599 amino acids.